AUGUCAUCAAAAGUGACCACAAGAGCGUCAGCGAAGUCGUCGGCGGCCAAAACAUCGGUUUAUUUUGCCACAAAUGUAUCGCCAAAUAAGUCAAAGACAUCAUCGGUUGGGAAGCGUUUGGAAACUAAAAGACAACGAAAAGCGAAACACAUUUCUGAACCACAAGAAGAGUCGGACAAUGAAUUGUCUUCAGACCAAUCAUCCGAAGAAGUGUUACCGAAAAAGUCGACCAAAAAGUCGAGUUUGAAAGUUGUGUCAAAAGAGCCCAAAAAUUGGAGACAAAUUCUGGAAAAUAUUCGCAAAAUGCGGGACAAAAGGGAUGCUGUGGUCGACAGUAUGGGUGCGGAGAAGACAUUUGAUGAAAAUGAAGGCAAUCCUAAAGACAAGCGCUUCCAAGUGUUGAUAUCGCUUAUGCUUUCGAGUCAAACGAGAGAUGAGAUGACAUAUAAGACAAUGCAAUCGCUUCGAGAGUAUGGACUGACAGUCAAUCAUAUGAUCGAAACGAGUGAAGAAGAUCUGUCGGAAAUGAUUCGUUCCGUCAGUUUCUAUCGAAAUAAGAGUAAAUUCAUUAAACGAACGGCUCUUAUACUAAGGGAUCAGUUCGACGGCGAUAUACCCGACACUCUGGACGGUCUGCUGAGUCUUCCGGGCGUCGGACCCAAAAUGGCUCACUUGGCGAUGAAGAUAGCGUGGGAUCAGUUGACUGGCAUUGCUGUCGACACUCAUGUUCAUCGGAUUUGCAAUCGAUUGAAAUGGACUGAAAGCAAAACUCCGGAACAAACGGAGAAACAGUUGGAACAGUGGUUACCAAAGGAUUGUUGGGAAGACUUUAAUCUAUUGGUCGUUGGCUUCGGACAAACCAUAUGUUCGGCUCUCAGACCAAAAUGUGGUGAAUGUCUUAACCGCAAGAUAUGUCCGUUUGUAUUGAAAUAA
Messenger RNA from Medioppia subpectinata, 933 nucleotides. Lineage: Eukaryota; Metazoa; Arthropoda; Arachnida; Sarcoptiformes; Oppiidae. The record is from the annotation of a GenBank genome assembly.